GAAGCAAACGACGCCGCAUUCUACGGUCGGUCGUUGACGGAUUCGGAGUGCUUGUUUCUCCGCUCCGAUCAGUGUAUAAUCGGCGUGUGCAUCUGUGCUCCUGCGAAUUUAUACGAUAGUGUCGGUGAAAAUCAAAGAGAGAGAGAGAGAGAAAAAGUGCGCUCAGAAGGAACGAGAUAAGGAUGUGGCGAGAACAUCCAGGCGGGGGGUAUAAGAUACCCGUCAACGUCAUGCUCCUGUUAGUUGCUGUCCUGGUAUCGACAACGGUUGUUUUGGCUGAAGAUGUAUCCAUGGGACCGGUAUUCGUCAAGGAACCUCCAAACCGAGUCGAUUUCUCAAAUGGAACUGGAGCCGUUGUCGAAUGCCAGGCAAGAGGAAAUCCUCAACCGGAUAUCAUCUGGGUUCGCUCCGAUGGAACUGCUGUAGGAGACGUUCCUGGGCUGAGACAGGUUUUGCCAAACGGAAAUUUGGUAUUUCCCCCUUUCCGCGCUGAGGAUUAUCGUCAGGAAGUUCACGCUCAGGUCUACAGCUGUUUGGCACGUUCCCCUGCAGGUUCGGUACACAGUCGUGAUGUCAACGUGAGAGCUGUGGUGCAUCAGUAUUAUCAGUCCGAAGUCAACAAUGAAUACGUAAUACGCGGCAACGCGGCUAUUCUUAAGUGCAGUAUACCGAGCUUCGUCGCGGAGUUCGUUCAAGUCGUUGGUUGGCAGGACGACCAGGGAAACUCUUUUGAUCCGGAUCAGGAUAACGUCGUGACUCAAUAUUACGAAGCGGAAGUUGUAUCGGAGUACGUAAUACGUGGAAAUGCGGCUAUUUUGAAAUGCACCAUACCAAGCUUCGUCGCUGAAUUUGUGUCGGUCGAAUCGUGGGUGGGAAGCGACGGCUCAACCUUCAAAUCAUCUACUGAUUAUGAUGGAAAAUACUUGGUACUGCCAUCCGGAGAAUUGCACAUCAGGGACGUCGGACCCGAAGAUGGAUAUAAGACUUAUCAAUGUCGCACAAAACACAGACUCACAGGUGAAACUAGACUAUCCGCUACGAAGGGACGUCUCGUCAUUACUGAACCGGUUGGAAGUAGUCCGCCUCGAUUGCCGCCUAGAUCCAAAUUUGAUGGAAUGAUGAAAAUCGAAGGUCAAGCAGUAACAUUGCUCUGCGAUGCUCAAGCCAGUCCAUCGCCUUUGUUUAGAUGGUACAAAUUCAUGGAGGGCACGUCGAGACGUCAGCCGGUCCAGCUGAAUGAGCGCGUACGUCAGGUUAGCGGCACUCUGAUCAUCCGUGAAGCGCGAGUCGAAGAUUCCGGUAAAUAUCUCUGCAUCGUCAACAAUUCCGUCGGCGGCGAAAGCGUGGAGACUGUUUUGACUGUUACGGCACCGUUGAACGCGGAGAUCGAACCGAGCACGCAGACCAUCGAUUUUGGAAGACCCGCGACCUUCACCUGCACCGUCCAAGGCAACCCGAUCAAGACCAUCUCCUGGCUCAAGGAUGGAAAGCCCCUUGGAUUGGAAGAUCGCGUGCUGAGAAUCGAGAGCGUGAAGAAGGAGGAUAAGGGAAUGUAUCAAUGCUUUGUUAGAAAUGAUCAGGAAAGCGCGCAAGCAACAGCAGAACUGAAACUUGGCGGAAGAUUCGAGCCUCCCCAGAUUCGUCAAGCCUUUGCAGAAGAGACUCUUCAGCCCGGACCGAGCAUGUUUUUGAAGUGUGUUGCCAGCGGGAAUCCCACCCCCGAAAUUACCUGGGAACUUGAUGGAAAACGGUUGUCGAACACCGAGAGACUGCAAGUGGGACAAUACGUCACUGUCAAUGGUGAUGUCGUGUCGCAUCUGAAUAUUUCGAGCAUUCAUACCAAUGAUGGUGGACUGUACAAGUGUAUUGCUGCAUCAAAGGUUGGAGCUGCCGAGCACUCUGCACGUCUCAACGUAUAUGGUUUGCCGUUCAUUCGCCACAUGGACAAGAAGGCUAUCGUUGCUGGAGAAACUCUGCGCGUCACCUGUCCUGUUGCUGGAUAUCCGAUCGAAAGCAUCGUUUGGGAACGAGACACCAGAGUUCUGCCGAUCAAUAGAAAGCAAAAGGUCUUUCCUAAUGGCACUCUUAUCAUCGAGAAUGUUGAACGAAUGAGCGAUCAGGCGACCUACACUUGCGUAGCACGCAACGCACAGGGUUACAGUGCACGUGGAACUCUGGAAGUUCAAGUUAUGGUUGCUCCGCAGAUCUUCCCGUUCACAUUCGGCGAUGAGCCGGUGAACUCGGGCGAGGCAAUCUCCGCGACCUGCUCCAUCCUCAAGGGGGACUUCCCGAUGGACAUUGCCUGGGCUUUCAACGGUGAGCCGAUAUCCGCCGAGAGCACAGAUCAAUUCUCUAUAACGAAGGGCAAGCGUCUCAGCGUCCUGUCGAUCGAUGCUGUCGCGGCCAGACACGCCGGCGAGUACACUUGCACCGCGUCGAACAAAGCCGGGGCUUCCAGUCAUACGGCCGCUCUAGCUGUAAACGUACCUCCUCGUUGGAUUCUGGAGCCCACUGAUAAGGCAUUCGCUCAGGGUUCUGAUGCGCGAGUCGAAUGUAAAGCCGACGGAUUCCCCAAGCCUCAAGUCACAUGGAAGAGAGCUGCUGGGGAUACGCCGGGUGAUUACACUGACUUGAAAUUGAGCAAUCCUGAUAUUAGUGUAGAAGAUGGUACUCUGUCCAUUAAUAACAUCCAAAAGACAAACGAAGGCUAUUAUCUUUGCGAGGCUGUUAACGGCAUUGGAUCAGGCCUAUCGGCUGUCAUUCUCAUUUCGGUCCAAGCUCCUCCUCAAUUUGAGAUUAAAUUAAGAAAUCAGACCGCUCGUCGCGGAGAACCGGCUGUAUUGCAAUGCGAGGCGCAGGGAGAGAAACCAAUUGGCAUUUUAUGGAAUAUGAAUAACAAAAGGUUAGACACAAAGAGCGAUCCUCGUUACACUAUUCGUGAAGAAAUCUUAGCAAAUGGAGUAUUGUCCGACUUGAGUAUCAAACGAACCGAGAGAAGCGAUUCUGCCUUAUUUACUUGCGUAGCGACGAACGCCUUUGGCAGCGAUGAUACUAGUAUUAACAUGAUCGUACAAGAGGUGCCGGAAGUUCCAUACGGUCUCAAGGUGUUGGAUAAAUCAGGACGUUCAGUGCAAUUAUCAUGGGCCGCACCUUAUGACGGAAACAGCCCUAUUAAGCGAUAUGUCAUUGAAUACAAGAUCAGCAAAGGUUCCUGGGAAACUGAUAUCGACAGGGUGCUCGUACCUGGUUCGCAACAGAAUGUAGCUGGAGUAUAUAAUCUAAGACCCGCAACUACAUAUCAUCUUCGAAUCGUCGCUGAAAAUGAAAUUGGCACGUCCGAUCCGUCUGACAUGGUCACCAUUAUUACCGCCGAAGAGGCACCCACUGGUCCGCCAACCUCAGUCAAGGUCGACACUCUUGAUCAGCAUACUCUCAAGGUAACAUGGAAACCGCCUCCACGCGAGGAUUGGAACGGCGAAAUUCUUGGCUACUACGUUGGAUACAGACAAUCAGCGGAUAAACCGUACAUGUUUGAAACUGUCGAGUUCUCCAAGGAAGACGGAAAGGAACAUCAUCACCUGCAGAUCGUUAAUCUCAAAACCUAUACGCAAUACGGCGUGGUCGUUCAGGCAUUCAACAAGGUCGGCUCCGGACCGAUGAGUGAAGAACGCAGACAGCACACCGCGGAAGGCGUACCCGAGCAACCGCCGCAUGAUACCACUUGCACGACUCUCACCUCUCAAACUAUCAGAGUAUCCUGGAUGUCACCACCUCUCAGCGCGGCUAACGGUGUUAUCACUGGCUACAAAGUUAUCUAUGGUCCGUCUGACACGUGGUACGAUGAAAAUACGAAGGAUACUAAGAUCACGUCUUCCAGCGAAACUAUCCUGCACGGCCUCAAGAAGUACACGAACUACAGUAUGCAAGUUUUGGCUUUCACUUCCGGCGGAGAUGGCGUCAAGUCCGCACCGAUUCAUUGCCAGACCGAACAAGAUGCACCCGAAGCUCCAAUCGCUAUCAAAGCUCUGGUCAUGUCCGCGGAAUCCAUUCUUAUCUCGUGGCGACCACCUAGCCAGCCUAACGGAGUUAUUUCUCAGUAUACCGUUUAUACAAAAGCUGACAAUGCCGAGGAAGCAACUAGCCAAAAAGUACCGCCAAAUCAACUCACUCAUGAAGCAUCUGGAUUAGAUAAACAACUCAGAUAUGAAUUUUGGGUAACUGCUAGCACAAAUAUCGGCGAAGGUGAAGCUUCUAAGAUUGUGACUCUGAGCCCAAGCGUUCGAGUACCAGCCAAGAUCGCAUCAUUCGACGACAAGUUCACCGCGACAUACAAGGAAGACGUAAAACUGCCGUGUCUCACCGUUGGCGUGCCCGCACCAGAAGUAACAUGGAAAGUACGAGGCGCGACUCUUCAACCGAGCGACCGAUUAAGACAAUUACCCGAAGGAUCACUGUUUAUCAAGGAAGUUGAUCGCGCGGAUGCCGGGGAAUAUUCUUGCUACGUAGAAAACUCAUUUGGACACGAUACUGUGACUCAUCAAUUGGUCGUACACGCUCCUCCGCACUCACCGCAGGUCACACUUACUGCCACCACUACAAAUUCUUUGACGAUGAAAUUGCGCCCGCAUCCGACCGACAAUGCUCCGAUUCACGGCUAUACAAUUCACUACAAACCCGAGUUUGGCGACUGGGAAACUGUUCAGAUCAGUUCCACGGCACAAAAAUACACUCUUGAAAAUCUGUGGUGCGGUUCUCGAUAUCAGAUCUAUGUCACGGCUUAUAACGGAAUUGGAAUUGGCGAUCCUUCGGAUAUCUUAAACACGCGCACAAAGGGCUCCAAACCGAUCAUCCCCGAAGCGGCGAGAUUUAUCGAAGUAUCCACGAACAGCAUCACUCUGCACUUGAGCGCCUGGUCGGAUGGUGGCUGUCCCAUGUUAUACUUCGUACUUGAGCACAAAAAGAAGCAUCAACAGGAAUGGAAUCAGGUCUCGAACAACGUCAAGCCGGGCAGUAACUUCGUGGUAUUGGAUCUGGAUCCCGCUACUUGGUAUCAUUUACGCGUUACGGCUCACAAUAAUGCCGGUUUCGCCGUAGCCGAGUACGAAUUUGCGACAUUGACGGUGACUGGCGGCACCAUUGCACCGGCCCGCGAGAUACCGGAUGUGAACGAUGGUGGCAACGACGAAGACCCGAUGAAAAUUUUUAUGGCUAAUUUAAAUCUGGUCGUGCCGGUGGUAGCAGCUAUUCUCGUUAUAAUCGUUGCCGUCAUCGUGAUUUGCGUACUCAGAGGAAAGGGCCACGGUAGCGAUAAAGAUGACGUAGUCUAUCAGCAAACCGGUGUUGGCGGCGCAACUCUAGAUAAACGCAGAUCCGAUCUUCGUGACGAACUAGGAUAUAUCGCACCACCGAAUCGCAAGCUACCACCUGUACCCGGCUCCAACUAUAACACAUGCGAUCGUAUCAAGCGAGGUGGAACUGGCUCGUUAAGGAGUCACUCGACGUGGGACCCGAGACGGCACAUGUAUGAGGAAUUGAGUCACUACGCGCCCAACAGAAGAUGCCCGCCGCCACCACGUAUGGGCAGCGCAGACGGUCUCUCGCAUAGAGGUAUGGAGGAUGAGAUCUGCCCGUAUGCUACGUUCCAUCUUUUGGGAUUCCGCGAGGAAAUGGAUCCGAGCAAGGCUAUGCAGUUCCAGACCUUCCCCCAUCCAGGAAACGGCCAUUCUGGCACCAUGGGACCACCUGUAGGACAUCCGACUAACGCUUCUGCUCACAGCCGUUCUGGAUCUCAAUCUAUGCCGCGUCAAAAUGGCCGUUAUUCACGAGUACCAUCUCAAGGAGGCGGCAGCGGCACUCACAACGUUUUCUCGCCCGAAUACGAUGAUCCGGCUAAUUGCGCUCCCGAGGAAGACCAGUACGGAUCGCAGUACGGACAAUACGGCGCACCUUACGAUCAUUACGGAUCCCGCGGAUCGGUCGGACGUCGUAGCGUAGGCUCGGCUCGCAAUAUUCCCAUUUCCGGUUCGCCGGAACCACCCCCACCACCACCGAGAAACCACCAGGAUCAGAACAAUUCCAGCUUCAACGACAGCAAAGAGAGCAAUGAGAUCAGCGAGGCAGAGUGCGAUCGUGACCAGCUUGUCAACCGCAACUACGGCGUGAAUGCUCGCGGCAAGGACGGCAUGACCACCGAGGAGAUGCGUAAACUCAUAGAGAGGAAACCAAACGAAGCUCCCGGCCGGCAAACCGGCAGCCCCCACGGCGGUCACGGGGGACUCCUCACACCCUACGAUACUGUGGCAGUGUAACCUGUAAAUCAUCAUCUUCCGUGAUCUUCCGCCUCUCUCGAUAGCCGGCGGCCGCGAGGAAAGCAGCCGAGAGACGCGGAAAUGAAGCGUACGCUAAUUCUUCCCCCGGUGCUGUCGUCGGUCCAAUUUGCAACGAUUUACGAUAGAAAUUAGACGUCGUCGCGAGUAGAUAGAUUCGAUUACCGUGUAAGGUGUACGCAUGUUGAUACCAUCUCGAGAUCGUGACUACCGACAAAAAUCUGCGGUCCGCCUUGCGAAAUGAGAUUGCCUCCUUCGUUCUUUCGACCAAAUUGCGACGCGCGCGAUCCUCCUUUUUCUAUCACAAACAUUUCGGCCUUCCAGUUUUUCCUUGUACUUCCUCGAGUACAUUCGUUUACAAUUAAUCCUGGGGAAGGCCAACUUUGAAACUGCCUUGUUUUUGAUACGAUUUUUCGAACCGUUCAAUCGAUUACGCACAUCUAGGAAGGCCAGACUUAAGACUGUCUGUAUCUACUGCCUUUUCGCGAAGGAGGCACAGCGAUUCGUAAGAUCAGUCAUAUUUCGUUCGCAAGUCUUGCGAGUCUUGAAACUCUUUGUACACGUUCAAUUAUGUCGACUAAAAUAUUUUUAAAGGCAAAAUUUGCGUUUAGACACGAAUCUUCCUCGAUGGUACGCAUCCCUGACUCAACGUGAGAUGUGAUUUAAAGAUACUCGAUGUGAUAUAAACUUAUGAAUUAAUUAUCUUUGUGUAUUUUGUAUGAAAUAUUUCGAUUAAGAAAGAGACUUUGAAUUUUUCUCCGCACUGUCGUCGAACGUGUACGAGGGGUUCGAGGCUCGCAGCUGUCGCUGUGAGGCAGUCCUGUAGGAAAGCGAGCACACAACCGGAAGUCGCGUGUUCGCGGACGCCCAACCGCGGCAGAGACGCGGCCCGGAUGAUAGUGCUCUCGGCGACGAUGGAUUUAACGGGGGUCUUCUGAUAUAUAUCCGGGGUAUAAUUCUAGACUACAGUCGUCACAGGAGUUGCGUAUAAUGAGGAGAAAAAGGUAUAUAUGAUAUAUACACAUAUACACUCACACACAUAUGAGAUUAGUUGGUCGCUUUUUGAGUCAUGGUUGUGCCACACUGCCGCUCCCUGCGGGCGUACGAGAUAUAUAAACAUACAUACGUACAUAUACUAUAUACAUAUACUGUACGAUUUAUAAUUUCGUAACGAAGGUUGUGUCCCCUUUUCCUCUCUGCCCCCUCUGUCCCCUUUGACAAUCGGCAAUCUUGAGUCUCGACGUCGCGGAGAGCAAAGUUUAUAGGGUACGUCGUCGCUUCUCGUCUUUCGUCAUUGUCGUCGUCGUCCUUUUUAUUAGCGAUUCAUUUAGACGAUCGAUACGAGAUAUUCCUAUCGCUCGCUCGAAGGAUAAGAUUAUACAAAACGCCGAUCGACUGUCCGUAGGAAGAACAACGCGGCAAGCCAUCGAGGGAACACGCUUCUAUACACAGCAGGCCAGCCACAUAUAAAUUAAAAAUAUUAUACAUUAACAACAUUAUCCUCACAUACACGCGCUGGUGCGUGUGCACGCAAUACACUACACUUGCUGUCGUCCUAUAUAUGAGAUAAAUAUUUAGUCCGCUGUAAACAUCUAAUUAAUCCCCCCCGUGCUAAUCUUCUUCGAUCGAUUACGACGUACCGAUAAGAUUCAUUCUGAUAUCGCGACGAUGAUCGUUAACAGAUAUAAGCGAUUCGAGUAAUAUAAAAGCUGAUUUAACGUAGAUAGCUCGUAAGCCGGACGGAUGGUCGCGAGAAGGCGUCGUUGUAUCUUUGCGACGAGGCGAGAAGUCGGGACGGAUCGUUUCCUUAAACGCGAAUCGAAGGGACCACGAUCAGGUGGCUGAUCUUCGCUGGAUCUUCGACGAACGAACGGAACGGAUGCUUUCCUUGCAUCUUCAGGUUGUGCAUCCCGACAUCCCGCGACGCCGCGAUAGCGAUGCCGCGUCUCAUAGUUCGUUUUUAUCACGAUACUAUUUCUAGAUAUAUCUAUACAUACAAAUAUAAAUAUAUAUUAUAUAUACGCUAAUUAUAUAUUAUACAUACGUUGUAAGUAGCUAUUUCUAGGUGUCGCAUUUGUUUGCCGAGACGAUGCACGAGCCGACUCCCAGUUGGGCGACUGGGCGAAGGAGCACCCUCGAGAAAUAUCUGUCACGCGAGAGUUAAAGCUUUUUUACUAUAUCUAAUUCGGGCCGUUAUGUUUUCGCUAUUAUUUUAGCAUUAAUUAAAUUAUUAUUCAAUUUAUUAGAUUUAUUUAAUUAUUAAUUGGAGAGAUACAAGAGAUAUUAAUAUUCUGGUACUCUCGAUGCAUUUUAAUGUUAAUUCAAUUUGUAAGUUGUAAAUGAUACUGUCAUCAUUCAUCAUUCAUUAUUAUCAUCUCAUUUCUUCUUUACAUAAAUGAGAUUAAAAGUAAAAACAUGCCCGAAGAAUUUUUGCGGUCGAAUAGAACUUGAAGGGGUGCUUCGUCCUCAUGAGUCGCCUCUGCUUUCGCAGAGGAAUUCCUACCCUCUGCCUCUCUUAAACUGGCCGCGGCUCGACACGCCGACGCACUUUUACUCAUCGAUGUGAUUUUAAAAGGCUGCGCAAAAGCCUCGUGUCUCGUGUAUAUGUUACGAUCGCGCUCUUACCGUAAUUAACGUAGCUGUAUCGUCCCAAGUCACCUUUUACGACUUAUAUAGUAUCACGUUCUCUAUCUCACUUAACUCGUCCCCGCGAAAAACUUUGUCGCUUCGAAUCGCUUCCGAAUUUAACCAGAGCUAAUACAUCGGCACAGGCCGAUGAUGAUAAUGAUAUUAAUGCAUUCGUAUAUAGUGAUGUGAUCACGUCCGCGCGUUAUUUUGGUCGCGGCCCAUCGUUUUGUCUUAUAAGCGAAGUGGACGUCCGCGACGUCGCACAGGUGAUAACAGGUGUUAUGUUAAGCGGUCCAGGGUGCUUGGCAAGAAGUGUUGUAAAUGAAACAUUUAGCGAUGAUCAGUAAUAAUAAAUUGAAUUUCGAUUAAACAUUGAUUGUUUUCUCAGCUGAAAACAUUGAUAACGAGUAAUACAACUUAAAGACUGAGAAUUUACGUCCACAUAUCAUUUUAUUCACUUCUCGCUCGUAUGUUUGCUUUAUAUUUUUUCACACAUUCUAGCAUCGUAUAUUGUAAAAUUAAUACAUUUGCCACUUAUGUGUGCUCUUCUUGCCAAGCAUCCUCGAGUCCAUCGUUCGCUCGUCGCGUCAUCGACGCGUAUAUUGUGUGGUAAUUCUUUGCAGGAUUCGAUGUUACUUUUUGAGAGACGCCGCGAAGCGUGUCGCUCGCUUGUGUAUGCUUGAUUGAUAUAUGCGUUGAAAGCAUUUGGCUGUUCUUUUUAUACGACGGCGAACGCGGUUCUUCGAGCUCGUACCCUUCUCAUCGUCGCCUGUCAGACUCGAAGCGUUUCCUUUGCGUUCCUUUUUUUUUUAUCCCUGCACCCGUGAAACAGAAGCGGGAUCGCGGUGUAUUGUCUAAUAAUUGGAAAAAAAAGCAAAGAAGAAAACGCGCGCAACAUCAUCCUCCGUGUUUGCGGAGAGACUCGAGGACCCGCUCGCAGUGUAUCGUUUCCUCUUAACGCCACUAUUUUAUGUUUUUGUACCAAAGUUGUAGCGUCUAACUUUGCGUUAAAUAAAUAAAUCUUAAAACGAU
Molecule: messenger RNA, 9986 nt
Organism: Formica exsecta
Lineage: Eukaryota; Metazoa; Arthropoda; Insecta; Hymenoptera; Formicidae
Gene: Dscam1
Product: Down syndrome cell adhesion molecule-like protein Dscam2
Exons: 31
Coding region: 183-6308 (2041 amino acids)
Biological process (GO): dendrite self-avoidance; homophilic cell-cell adhesion; axon guidance
Cellular component (GO): plasma membrane; axon
Molecular function (GO): cell-cell adhesion mediator activity
Source: RefSeq, a predicted model, not a curated record